AAUGAGGAUGGCUGUCCCAUCAUGCAGCGCGGCUGGAUUCUCCCAUCGUGACCACCACAUCCAGACAGAGCGGUGAUGGCGGCCGGUUAGAUCCACACGUAAACAGCGCCUUCACAUAGCCGCACUCCCCGAAGCACCCUGGGGCAGUCAGUGUCUCCCACCGCGGAGGUGCCAGUGCCAUAGGCAGCGUGCGGAGACGCGGGGAUUUCUCGGCGGCCGUUACAGCCUUAUAAACAAAACAAAUUUACAUAAAAAAGAGAAAGAAAUAAUUAAAACAUGGAAGAGAACCCUGGAGGAGGAGGAGGAGCGGCCGCCCCUCGACAGCCGCCGCCGCAGCAGCAGCAGGGGAUCAGUAGUAGCGCUAAUCCUUUGGUCGGAGCUGUCAUGGUGCCACAGCAGAACGAUGACCUGCUCCGGCCGCAGCAGCAGUACACCAUCCCUGGAAUCCUGCAUUACAUCCAGCACGAGUGGGCCCGAUUCGAAAUGGAGAGGGCACACUGGGAAGUGGAGAGGGCUGAGCUCCAGGCCAGGAUAGCGUUCCUGCAGGGGGAGAGGAAGGGCCAGGAGAACCUGAAGAAUGACCUGGUUAGAAGAAUUAAAAUGCUAGAAUAUGCUUUAAAACAGGAAAGAGCAAAAUAUCACAAGUUAAAAUAUGGAACGGAGUUAAACCAAGGAGAGAUGAAGAUGCCAAGCUUUGAACCAGACACCAAAGAGUCUGAAGUUUCUGCUGUUCCUGCAAAUAGUCAGCUGACAUGGAAACAAGGACGGCAGCUACUCAGGCAGUACCUGCAGGAAGUGGGAUACACAGAUACUAUCCUUGAUGUUCGGACUCAGAGGGUUCGCUCUCUUCUGGGACUGUCGGGUUCGGAGCAGAACGGAGCUGUGGACAACAAAAACCUGCAGCACCUCAUCAAUGGGACCGAGCGUUGCAAAGACAGCAAGAGGAUUCCCAGUGAUGAUCUGGAAACAUUCAACUUCCUGGAGAAUGCCGAGGACAGUGAUGAGGAUGAGGACGAGGAAGGAGAUCUGAUGAAUGACAUAAACAUUGACAAACACCACCGAGCUAAAAAACACAAGACCAGGGUGGGGAACGAGGGCUUAGCAUCGGAAGAUGAUGCAGAGACAGAGGAGGCCCUCAAAGAGUUUGACUUCCUGGUGACAGCAGAGGAUGGAGAAGGAGCCGGCGAAGCUCGGAGCUCCGGAGACGGGACAGAGUGGGCCGAGCCCCUACCUUUUUCCUCUGGCGGGGGGAAGUCUUUCUUACUGGGGACGUCAGACGAUGUUUUGGAGAGCAUGCUGGGUUUGGGUGACCUCGCUGACCUCACCGUCACCAACGAUGAGACAGAUUUUGGCUACGAUCUGUCAUCCAACAAGGAGUCUUCCUUCAGGAAGACCUGGAACCCCAAGUACACGUUGCGGAGUCACUUUGAUGGCAUACGAGCGCUGGCGUUCCACCCCGUCGAGCCCUGCCUGGUCAGCGUAUCCGAAGACCACACCCUCAAACUGUGGAACCUCACAAAGACCGUUGCUGCCAAAAAAAGUGCCUCAUUCGACGUGGAACCAAUCUACACAUUCAGGGGUCAUGAUGGUCCCGUGUUGUCGCUGGCGAUGACCUCCAGUGGUGAACAGUGUUUCAGUGGCGGCAUCGACUCAACGAUCCAGUGGUGGAACAUCCCCAGCUCCAACGUUGACCCCUACGACACUUACGAUUCCAGCGUCCUGGCAGGUUCAUGGGCGGGGCAUACUGAUGCUGUGUGGGGAUUGGCUUACAGUGGCAUCAAGAACCGCCUCCUGUCUUGCUCAGCUGAUGGAACGGUGAAACUGUGGAACCCGGUAGAAAAAGACCCCUGCAUCAGCACUUUCAACACAAAAAAAGAUCAUGGGAUCCCCACAUCGGUGGACUUUAACGGUUGUGACCCCGCCCAUAUGGUGGUGUCUUUCAAUAAUGGAGAUGUGGUGGUUUAUGACUUGGAGACGUCCCAGAUCGUGUUGGUGCUGAAGGGACAAGGAGACAGCUCUCUCCCUGGUUUAAAUCAUAUCAAUAAGGUGGUGAGUCAUCCCACGCUGCCUAUCACCAUCACCGCUCAUGAAGAUCGGCAUAUUAAAUUCUUCGAUAACAAGUCAGGUAAAGUGAUCCAUGCCAUGGUGGCUCACCUGGACGCCGUGACCAGUCUGGCCGUGGAUCCUAACGGCAUCUACCUAAUAUCUGGCAGUCACGACUGCUCUCUACGUCUAUGGAACCUGGACAGUAAAACCUGCAUACAGGAGAUUACAGCUCACCGCAAGAAGAGCGAGGAGGCCAUCUAUGACGUGACCUUCCACCCCUCCAAGGCCUACAUUGCCUCUGCUGGAGCCGACGCCCUCGCUCGGGUCUACGUGUAGACGAGGGGGAGGAUGCAGGGUGACUGACAGAGGACAGGCUGAUCUGAACCCAGCCAGGAUUCAGGUCUGUUCAGAUUUCUGAACAUAGAACGUAUAAAUUAAGGUGAGACUGAAUCUCCAUCUGAAGACUGAAAACACACAAACACUCGCAUGCCAACGUGCACAGAGGGUUAGAAGAUGGAGCAGUAAGGUUUUCCUCCUGCCGACUGAAGAGACGGAGGCUUUCAGCUGCAGAAACAUCCUUCAGAUUCACAUCUGACCGUAGAUCUGACCACGCUGUAACUACAUGGAUGUAGAGAAAUAAAGCAACCUAAAGGAAAAAUCCCUCUAAAAUCAGCUCAGAGUUCAGCAAUUAGGUUUAAACAAAGAGAGCUUAAAUCAGCUGUUUGUGUCGCAUUGAUGGUGGUUGUACUUUUUUCCCUGAAUUUUUAACAACCUGGAACUCAGACACUUAAAUCCAUCAGUUAAGGCUGAAAGAUCAUAUCUUUGUAUUUAUACACACAAUAUAUAUCUGAUAAUUUAUUAUUACAGGUUGGUACUCUUCACACUUGAACCAGUCCUGCUACUGGUCCUUGUUACUGGUUCUUUUCAGAACUCUUUGUAAAAACAAUGUAGUUUCAGAUCUGAGUUUAAAUGUCUGAUUUAAUACGAGUUAGCUGAAAGCGUGACAGAACAAGAAAAAAAAACAUUUUUAUUUAACAAAGAAAAGUGAACAUGGAAACAUUUGGUCUGGUCAAAUAAAAAGCGUGCACCUGAACUCACCGCGAAGUCUUGCGUGUAAAAGACGAAGAGAUGCAGAAUUCUAAAUUUGCUUCGCUUGUUAAACUGGAGGAGUCAAACUGGAAACAAACAUGUCUGAUUUUAAAUAAAUAAGUUUAAAGAAGCCAAGAAAGCGGGCAACUCUGACAGGAAGCGAUGUAGAGGUGUGUUUCCUCCAGGGAAUUAUCCAUCACCUAAAAACAUUUAAGUCUUGUUUCUUACUCUGCUCAGCAAACCUGCUAAAAUAUUUGGUUGGUGUUUAUUGAUGCAGUUAAUGACCCUGCAGGAGGUCAUUAAACACAUCAGCUCAAACUACCAGAAUUUGCUGCAGCCCCCAGGAGGAUAAACACACUGCUGGUGGGACUUCACGGUGGACCUGACCAGAUGAGAUGGGGAUCAAGCCUUCCCAGGAGUUCAUGUUUCUCUUCACAGAAACAUGACUCCAUCUUGAAUUCCUAAAGAGCCAAAACCACCAGAGAUUCUGCAUCCAGGUUUUAUAGCUGGUUGCUUUAAUCUUGUGUCUGCACCAUAAAGCUUUCAGUUUAUUCAGCUGGAAUUUUAGAAACCUUCUUCAGUCUGAUGUUGGCCAUAUUGAUGCAGAAAAACCAAAAUGACAACAAAACAACAUCCUUCUCUUGGUGUUUCACCAACUUCAGACAGACUCACGCUCAGCUCUGUGACAUGACCUCCACUCCUCCCUGAGGAGCUCAUCAGCCUCUGGGACUCUGCUGAGGACCUGUGGACAUGUGGUUAAAGGAGCUUAAGUUUUCUCUCCUGUUCAGUUUGGUUCGUUGGUAGUUUGUCGAUGUGGCACGUCAGAAAUAAUGAGCCUGAUUUUCUCUCUUGUCUGUUUGGAAAGAACAACGCAAAUUAACUUCAGUUUUCAGAGAUUUAGGAUCUGAUGAAAGAAAGAAAAUGGCUGAUGAGGCGCUGAUUGAAGGAUGAAUACUUCAGAUUUUCUUCUCAGCACAGCUCUCAGAAACAUGAGGUUUUGUUCAUCUAAAUCAGUUCUGUUCCAGUUUUUCAACCUGAUCCGUCCUGGUUUACGAAAGCCCUAUAAUUGAAAACGAACAUCUUAUGUCGCCUCCAAUGAACCUGGGACAGCUUCAGAUCACCAGGACUGGUUCACUUCUACGGGUGUGCUGGAGAUCUAGGUCAGCAGAAAAGUUUUUCCAUCAUCCACCACGAACCAGCUCUCGUUAAAAUCUGACUAAUGAAGCAGAACCAGAUUCUGUUCCACCAUUAGAUCAGAACCGAGCCUGUGGAACUGAACUGAACCCCGAGUUCUGCUGUCGAGCAUCUGAGAGACGAGGACGUGGCUUUGCCUGAGACAGUUUGGGUCUGAGCAGAUCUGAGGGGGAUUUUUCCUUUAAACUUCUGUCUGGAUUGGACCGGACAUCUGAUGCCUAAACCCUCUGUGGUUUUGCUGUUAGAAGCUUCAUGUUUUAAUAAUCUUUAUUAACACGUCCGGAAAACAAACUUUCUUUUUAAACAUUUGUACAUUUUUUAAAAGAAAAAAAUCAGCUGGAGCUGAUUCAGUUUUUAGAAAAAACCGCAGAUGUUUAGAUGUCAGAUGUUUGUCCAAAUGAGAACAGCGGACUGGUUCUAGGCUUCAGCCCGGCCCAGGACAGGCCAAUCAGAGCCCUUCAUUUACUCAAGUUAACUGCACUUUUCAUUUGUGUGGAAUAAAUCUUAAUUUUUCUAAAACUUUUUUACAAACUUCUCUUUAUUUUUGCUGAGGUGGGUUCUGUUCCUCCUGCCCGUCUCAGAACCGAACCUGAAACUCACCACGACUGAAUAAAAGGUUUCAACUGAACGGAAAAACCAAAAGUCUUCGUGGCUGGGGAGACCUGGAGGAGGAAGGCAGCUGUAAGCGAACUGAAAGAAUUACAAUCUAAACGGGGAAUUUAAGUUUUAAUUUAUUUUAAAACGGUUCAGACACAAAGUUCUGAUCUGAAGUUUCUACACUGAGGAGGCAGUAGGAGAAGAGAAACGGUCUGGAUCUUAAGUUUUUCCCUCAGCUUGAUGGGAAAAACCAUGACAGGAAGUAAACAUCUCGACCCAGUGAUAAUCUGGGUUGGUUUUGUAACACAUCUGGAUACAAAUUAUGAAGAAAUACUUAAUUUUUACAUAAAUUCAUUAAAACUCCUGUUGAAAGCUGACAUGUAGAGACAAGAAAAAGCUUAUUUAGGAAUAAUUUGGUAUCCAGUCAACGGUGGGCUGUGAUUGGUGAGUGGUGCCUGAAGCCAGCACAGGUCCAGGUGGACUCUUCUGCUCCGUUUGGCUCCUCUUUGCUCAGCAGGAAGGUUUUUUCAUCUCGGUCUUUUUCACUUUCGUUUUUUUAUGUUUUUCUUGUCGGGUUUGUAAGCUGAGUGUCCUCUGAUUGGUCCAGACUCAUUCGAUUUUCUGUUUAGUUUUCAGCUGAUCAACUUUGUUACUCGAUUCUUCUGUUUGUGUAUUGCAUGAUUACUACAUAAAAAGUAUUUUUUCUAGUCUUCCAGAAACAAACAAAAAAAGGAAAAAAUAAAUUUUGAUCAGUUUGCAAGUUUGUUUUUUUGUUUUUUUGGGACUUCUAAACUUUGAACAGCAGAUUUUAAAGACUGUAACACAUUAGCAGAAUACAGCUGUUGAAAUGUAUAUAAAAUGUCUAAAAUAACUAUUAAAUGGUGUACCUGUA
Messenger RNA from Melanotaenia boesemani (Boeseman's rainbowfish), 5818 nucleotides. RefSeq names its product striatin, calmodulin binding protein 3 (gene strn3). The transcript is spliced from 16 exons. Gene Ontology annotation, cellular component: dendrite. Gene Ontology annotation, molecular function: protein-containing complex binding; armadillo repeat domain binding; calmodulin binding. Bases 277 to 2382 code for a protein of 701 amino acids. NCBI's taxonomy places the organism in Eukaryota, Metazoa, Chordata, Actinopteri, Atheriniformes, Melanotaeniidae. The record is from RefSeq and is a predicted model, not a curated record.